Messenger RNA from Pectinophora gossypiella (pink bollworm), 1757 nucleotides. Its product is annotated as lysosomal acid glucosylceramidase-like. Lineage: Eukaryota; Metazoa; Arthropoda; Insecta; Lepidoptera; Gelechiidae. Gene Ontology annotation, molecular function: glucosylceramidase activity. The record is from RefSeq and is a predicted model, not a curated record. Gene Ontology annotation, biological process: glucosylceramide catabolic process. The transcript has 13 exons. Bases 29 to 1708 code for a protein of 559 amino acids.
AUACUGUUGUGAUUAACAUUCACAGAAUAUGGCUCUAAGUAGACGUACAUCGGUGUUAUGCGGUUUAUUCAUAUACUGCAUAACAGUAACUACAGCAGCCAAGCCAUGCGCAUCCCGUCCGUACCCUGGACAAUCCGUGGUUUGUGUCUGCAAUGCUACCUACUGCGAUGAUGUCACAAGGAUCUCGAUGCAGCGCGGAACCUACGUCGUCUACACUUCUUCUGCGGCCGGUCAACGCCUUUCGCAGCGAAUUGGCAAAUUGAAAACAAACAGCACAUUCUUAAAACGAAACCAUACCACGACCCUGAGACUAAACCCAGCGAGGACGUAUCAGAAGAUCGAAGGUUUCGGUGGCGCAGUAACCGACUCUGCCGCCAUCAACUGGAAGAACUUGUCUAAACCACUGCAGCGCCAUUUGAUUAACUCGUACUAUGGAGAGAAAGGCAUCGGCUACAGCUUGGCCCGUGUUCCUAUCGCUGGCUGCGACUUCUCCGUGCGACCGUAUGCCUACAAUGAGCUGCCCAUCAACGAUACCAAGCUUAGCAACUUCUCACUCAGUAUCGAGGAUUUCAAAUACAAAAUCCCAAUGUUGAAGGCAAUCAUGAACGCUACAAAGACUCCUUUGAAGGUAGUAGCAGCGGCGUGGAGGGUGCCAGAUUGGAUGAAGGAAAAGAACAACUACAAUAAAUGCGGGCAACUGAAGAAGGAGUUCAAGCAGACCUAUGCUGAUUACCUUCGAAAAUUCAUAGAGCAAUAUAACGCACAUGGAGUCCCUGUAUGGGCGGUAUCCACCUCCAAUGAACCAAUCAUGGGCUUCCUCAAUCUACAGACAGGUGGUGACUGCAUCGGAUGGUACCCUAAAGACAUGGGCGAAUGGAUAGCAGACAAUUUGGGGCCAACGAUUCGUAACAUGACACAGAAGGUGUUAAUACUCGGAGUUGAUGAUCAACGAUUCGCAUUGCCCAUUUGGUUCUAUGCGGUCGUAAAGUAUAAACCCGAAGCCCUGAAGUACAUUGAUGGCCUGGCGAUCCACUUCUAUGGAGACGUGAUCACCCCACCCUCGAUUUUGGAAGACGUGAGCCGCAGCAAUCCUGACAAGUUCCUCAUCUAUACCGAAGCCUGCAAUGGACCUACGGCAUCUGACAAAGAGAAGGUCAUUUUGGGGUCAUGGGACCGAGCUGAAACAUAUAUGAAAAACAUUAUUACGGACAUAAAUCACAACGUAGUAGGCUGGAUCGAUUGGAACCUGUGCCUAAACGAAAUGGGGGGACCAAACUGGAUCAAGAACUACGUUGACUCUCCAAUCAUAGUGUUCGCAAGCAGGGGGGAGUUUGUCAAACAACCGAUGUUCUAUGCCAUGGCUCACGUGGCCAAGUUUGUUCCUCGCGGGUCCAAGAGGAUAGAGGUCAUGGAAGAUGCUUCCAAGCAGAGUCAAGUCAAGCAGUUUGCUGUUCUGACGCCCAGUGAUACUAUCGUUGUCGUGCUCUGUAAUGGUGCCAAUUCGACGGCCUCUGUGGGCAUUCGCCUGGGCGACCAACAGCUGGUAUUGGAGCUGCAACCAAGAUCCUUCACCACAGUGGAGUUCCAUAACGAGGUCAACGACAGUUGCAGAGCACGCACCAUGAUUCAAAACGUCCCAGGGAGGAUCAGUGACGUAGAUUAUGAUGCUAAUUCUAUCAGUAUUACUUACAAGUUAUGGAAUUGUUAGAAUUAUACUUAGGUCGUUCUAUGUGCAAUAAACAGGUGUUGAUUGAUAA